This is a messenger RNA of Laccaria bicolor S238N-H82, 339 nucleotides long. RefSeq lists its product as uncharacterized. The transcript has 4 exons. The coding region runs from base 1 to 339 and encodes 112 amino acids. The record is from RefSeq and is a predicted model, not a curated record. NCBI's taxonomy places the organism in Eukaryota, Fungi, Basidiomycota, Agaricomycetes, Agaricales, Hydnangiaceae.
AUGGCCAUGGCACUGAAACGAGCGUUGACGGCGCAUGGAGAAGAUGACGUGGCACGUCAACGGAUGUGCCACGUCGUCCACACGGCAACGACACAUACCUUCAUCGCCGUCCAUAAUGGUGCAGCCUCGUCGGAGUCGAAACUCGGCAGUCGAGCUGAUCAACCUCACGCGCUCCAUCAAUCGUGCAACAGGGGAUGGUGGAUCGACGCGAAAGAGGAGUGGGGUGCAUUUGAGAUGAGGGAGUGGAGGAAGGAGGGUGAAGCGGUUGCGAGGGAAGGCGCUAGCGCUUCAAACAAGAGAUUCUUUUGGCUUUUGUUUCACGUAGUUUAUAAUGUAUAG